This is a messenger RNA of Cyclocybe aegerita, 2658 nucleotides long. The record is from the annotation of a GenBank genome assembly. NCBI's taxonomy places the organism in Eukaryota, Fungi, Basidiomycota, Agaricomycetes, Agaricales, Hemipholiotaceae.
AUGGACGCCGGCCAAGCCGCCUCCAACCACGAUCCCCUUCCUCCAACCGACGACCCAACCGCCUUCUCCCUAGCCGUCUCCAACCCCCAGACCCUCCUCUCCCCACCUGUGCCCUCCAAAUCCGACGACGAUGCCGCUUCUCCAAGCCCCCAACCCCCACUAACGACCACCUCCCGCCCUGUACUCCGCACCUUCCCCCCAGCCUUCAACAAGUUCAUCAUCUACGAGAACCGGGCCCGCUUCUUCAUCAUCGCGUCCAACGCCUCCGACUCGCGGCAUCGCAUCAUCAAGAUCGAUCGCACCGCACAGGAUGAGCUCAACAUCGUCGAGGAUGAGGUUGAAUACACCGGGAAGCAGAUGAGCAACAACCUCAAGAUGCUGGACGAUGGGAACCGGGCGUCGGGUGGGCUGGGGAAGGCGAAGGUGUUCUUUGGUAUUGCGGGGUUUAUCAGGUUUACGGCGGGGUGGUACAUGAUACUCGUGUCGAAGCGCUCCGUCGUCGCCCUCCUAGGUGGGCACUAUCUGUACCAUUGCGAAAACACGGACAUCGUCCCCGUCGCGUUCAACCACAAAAUCGACAAGCCUGCGGAAGAGCAAAGGCUCAUGAACAUCUUCAAGCAGGUGGAUAUGUCCAAGAACUUCUACUUCAGCUACACCUACGACCUGACCUCAACGCUGCAGCACAACCUAACAGGUCCUGUCCGCGUUGGUGCGAACGACUGGCCCAUCAACGAUAGAUUCGCAUGGAACUUCCACAUGCUCACGUCCCCGUUCGCGGACUGCGACGUGCCACCGCUUAAGCAUUACUGGCUGCUCCCGCUCGUGCACGGGCAUGUUGACCAAGCCAAAUUGACGGUCCUGGGACGCGUAGUCUUCGUGACACUUAUUGCGAGGCGUUCGAGGCAUUUUGCAGGCGCGAGGUUCCUCAAGCGGGGUGUCAACGAUGAGGGAAAUGUGGCCAAUGAAGUGGAGACCGAACAAAUCGUAUGCGAAGCUCUGACGACACCGUUCUACUACCCGGCCCGCGGAGAGGCGGAAGAGCAUCGGAAUAGGCGGCCAAGCCCGAACUAUACGAGCUAUGUCCAGUACAGAGGCAGCAUCCCAAUCUACUGGACGCAAGAACCGAAUGGCAUGAGUCCAAAGCCACCGAUCGAGAUCAGCGUCGUCGACCCCUUCUACUCCGCCGCAGCGCGCCAUUUCGACGACCUCUUCAAGCGGUACGGCGCCCCGAUCACGAUCCUCAACCUCAUCAAGCGUCGCGAGCCCGUCCCACGCGAGUCGAAGCUCCUCGAUGAGUACACGCAGUGUGUCCGGUACCUCAACCAGUUCUUACCGAGAGAGAAGAGGAUGGUGUACAGGGCCUGGGAUAUGUCGAGAGCGUAUAAGGAGAAGACACAGGACGUGAUCAGCUAUUUGGAGGAUAUGGCCGAAGAAUCGAUCCAGAUGACGGGCUUCUUCCAUUCGGGACCCGAGCCGUACGCGCACUACCUCAACGCGGAGACCGAAGAAGACAAAGCCGCCUGGCGGAGCACCAUCCUGCUCCAGAACGGCAUCUGCCGGACCAACUGCGUCGACUGUCUGGACCGCACCAACGCCGCCCAGUUCGUGUUCGGCAAGCGCGCUUUGGGUCACCAGCUGUACGCGCUCGGGGUGGUAGACAGCCCGGAGCUGGUGUUCGACUCGGACGCGGUGAACAUGCUGACGGAGAUGUACCACGACCACGGGGACACGAUUGCGCUGCAGUACACGGGCAGUGCGCUCGUCAAUCGCGUGGAGACGUACAGGAGGAUGCCGCAUUGGAAUAGUCAUUCCAGGGAUAUCAUCGAGAACAUUAGGAGGUUUUAUACGAACUCUUUGCUUGACGCUGACAAGCAAACCGCGAUCAAUCUCUUCCUGGGCGUGCAGAACGAGCGCGCGAUCGUGCACACGCCCACGCGGGGCGGGUACCAGAAGUGGUUCCACCCGGACCACCUCAAGCCCGCGUACGUGCUCGAUGAAUGCGACGCGGGCAUCAGGCGCUUCGUGCAGCAGAAGGGCGACUUUUGGGUCGAGUACUACCGCCCACUCCUGUUCACGUCCCUUGGCAAGCAUUUUGCGUAUUCGAUGAAUAGCACAUUGAAGCUUCCUGGGAAGACGGCGAAGGAUAUGAACUGCAGUCCGUUUGAGCCGCAUGGGUACAGGCCAGCGGGGUAUCCUCAGUCUCGAGUCGUCCAGGGUGUUAGGCGUUGGAUAGGCUCUCCAGCCCCCUCGCAGAAGAAAGCCCGUGGCAAGCUACAGCCUGUCCAGGAGAAGAAAUCCCCACCCAUACCCGUUCUCGACAGGCACAGUACUGAGGGGAUAGCGAACGCGCUGCUCGAUCCGGCUGUUUCGGAGGAGGAAGAGGCGGAGUACCAAGGGUACAUUGACCAAUGCCAAGAACUCCUGGACACCCCACCUGGAUUCUGCGAGCGGAAGGACCUGGAGGUGUACACGCAGGCUAUACUGACGGCGCGUGGGGAUGGGAUGGGGAUGGACCUGUUCGCGGAGGAUGUGCAGGUGCCGAGGGAGGUGCUGAUGUACGUUGAGCGGAGCUCUGCGGAGUAUCUGGACGGAGGGAGGAAGGAGCCGUUCCUGGUGACGUAUAAUUACGAGCGGUGGUUGAAGGGGACGUAUAGUUAG